AUGGCAACAGCGACAAACCAGUCACACAGCCCUCACAGUCGCGGCAACGGAUCAGUUGCCUCUUGCUCAACACUCCCUGAUGUUGAUGAUGUCCUCUAUUUUCCUGUGGGUGUUUUCCUCUCUUAA
Messenger RNA from Chondrus crispus (carragheen), 126 nucleotides. RefSeq lists its product as hypothetical. Lineage: Eukaryota; Rhodophyta; Florideophyceae; Gigartinales; Gigartinaceae. Bases 1 to 126 code for a protein of 41 amino acids. The transcript has a single exon. The record is from RefSeq and is a predicted model, not a curated record.